AUAGCUGGUGGCCUUCUGACCAUCCACGUGGCACAGCCCAAGAUUUAGAGGGACAAAAUGAAUAACGGAUAACCGCCGAGGUUCUGAAACUUGAAUAAUCUUUCAACGCUCUAUUCUCCUACAUACUUUUGUAAAUACGUUUGUUCCACCCUUCUGUGAAGAUGCUUUAAUUGCAAAAUCAAUCUGGGUUCGCAACAGAUCCAAUUGAGAGAUUGGACAACCAUGCCUUUUUGCACUACUACUUGUUUAACCACAACCCGCAGCUGCUCUUGGAUGCUGACUAGCUUCUGUGAUUCUCCCAAGAUUUUACCUGCCAAAUCAAGUAGCUUGAAGGGCAAUAGAUUUUGCACAAGGACUUUUGCGCGGCAGAAAUCGGUGAAAAAGCUGAGGAGGGAUGUGCAAUCACCAAAUAGGAUGGCGUUGAAGUCUACCCGUAAGAGUUUAGAAGAUGAGAACAAGAUCUUAUCCGAUGGGUCUUCUUUAGAGAGUAACAAUAAUGUCGAGGUUAUGCAGAAUUCACUCAACUUCCCUUCUAGAAGUGCUGUUCUUCAGGCGUGCACUGUCACAUCUGGAGCGAUAGCUGCCUUAGGUAUAUUAAUUCGACAGGUAUCUCAUGUUGCAUCAGUGGAAGGAUUGCCUAUCCUUGACUGCUCUACAGAAGUUUCAUUUGGUACUGAGAUGUGGCAUCUUGAGUUGAUUACAGGAUUGGUUAUGCUGAUAUCUUUAUGCCGAUACUUCCUACUGAAGACAUGGCCAGAUUUUGCUGAAUCUACAGAAGCUGCCAAUCAGCAGGUCCUUACAUCACUUCAACCUUUGGAUUACGUAGUAGUUUCAUUUUUGCCUGGGAUUAGUGAGGAGUUGCUUUUCCGUGGGGCUUUGCUUCCACUUUUUGGAAUGGAUUCGAAGAGUGCCUUGCUAGUUGCUGUCGUAUUUGGUGUUCUACACUUGGGGGGCGGUAGAAAGUACUCCUUUGCCGUCUGGGCAACCUUUGUUGGACUAGCGUAUGGCUAUGCUACCAUUGUGUCUUCAAGCGUCAUUGUACCAAUGGCAUCUCAUGCAUUGAACAAUCUGGUUGGAGGGAUAUUGUGGAGCAGCACAUCGAAGUUGUCAAAGACAGUAGAGUAGGUAUCAGAAUCAGAUGGUUAUUAUCUACACGAUUCAGCAAAAAAUAGACGAUUGAUUGGUAUUUUAUUACAAUCAAAUAUGAUAUAUUGAAAGCAUUACAACAUGUAUGAGAACUUGUACAGAAAUAGAGCAGAACAUGGCAUCACCAGUUACAGUUCCGGGCAUCGAAUCAACCUUUUCAUCUCUACUGGUCUUCUUUGCAUGCUUUGUGCAAUUCUUAUCCGUCUUAGAUGCUGUAAAUAAGUAAAUAUAGAGGGAUGUGACAUAAUUUGAUUUUGUCGUCUGAGGAAUGUUCACAAACUCUCUGCUUCCUAGAGUCUUUAUUGUUAAACAUGCUCAGAGAAAAUUUAUUUCCAUAAGAAAAUUUAUUUCCGUAAGGAAUCAUCAAAUGAACAUAAACCUUUAUGCAUACUGGGAAUGCAAUUACUAUAAUCAAAAGUGAUGACCGCUGGAUUCCUUCACCCCAGGCCAGGGGCUCGACCACAGCCCAAGGCCCAUGACGUAGAGGCCCACGCACCUGAUAUAC
Manihot esculenta (cassava) is the source of this 1651-nucleotide messenger RNA. RefSeq lists its product as uncharacterized. Lineage: Eukaryota; Viridiplantae; Streptophyta; Magnoliopsida; Malpighiales; Euphorbiaceae. Gene Ontology annotation, molecular function: metalloendopeptidase activity. The record is from RefSeq and is a predicted model, not a curated record. Gene Ontology annotation, biological process: CAAX-box protein processing. The transcript has 8 exons. Bases 223 to 1125 code for a protein of 300 amino acids. Gene Ontology annotation, cellular component: membrane.